This is a messenger RNA of Drosophila ananassae, 3183 nucleotides long. It is a transcript of the gene eya, whose product is annotated as developmental protein eyes absent. Gene Ontology annotation, cellular component: nucleus. Gene Ontology annotation, molecular function: protein tyrosine phosphatase activity. The transcript has 5 exons. Lineage: Eukaryota; Metazoa; Arthropoda; Insecta; Diptera; Drosophilidae. Gene Ontology annotation, biological process: negative regulation of extrinsic apoptotic signaling pathway in absence of ligand; positive regulation of DNA repair; cell differentiation. The record is from RefSeq and is a predicted model, not a curated record. Bases 559 to 2889 code for a protein of 776 amino acids.
UUUGUUCGACGAGCUGGAAUCUCGAAUUAGUUGGCAGCUUUAUGGUGACAUUCGUGGCGAGAGCGGACAACAAUUAACCACGGCGGCCCUCAAUCCGGACGUAUGCCCACAAGCUUUUACCCGUCGGCUCAUCGUCGCUAAAAAAAAAGAAGCAUCAAAUACUAAAUAUAACGAAUAAAAAAAAACAAUUCACAUCAUUAAAAUUAAUUUGGCACAAAUUAAUUUGCGUAACGGAACUGCUCACUUAACACAAUUUAAUGUUCAUCCAUCGCUCAUUCGUUCGAGUCGCGCGGCUCCUCGUGCAAUAAAACGAAAUAGGCUUAAUUAAUCAGCAAUCAACUCUAUACAUAUUUCUAUAUAUAUUUUUGAAUAAGCCCCGAUUCGAUUCGUCGUGUGUGUUUCGUGUUUGGAAAAACGUAAAGUGUCUACAAGCCGAAAUCCCCAACUAGCUCCAAAGGCAGCUGCCAUGAGAACGAAACUAUUCCAGUUCGCCAUUUGACAUUCCCAUUGCACCAGGGAUCCUGCUGCACGGCCCCAAAGUGCUGACACUCUUGGAAUAUGUUGUAUAAUGUACCUUGCUAUCAAAACUUCUCAACGCUGGAUUACUACAAAGUUAAACGUCCCAAAACUGAACACACGGAUACACAUGAAAGAAAUCGCCUCUGCAAUCUGUCACAGCAGCAGCAGCAACAGCAACCCCAGCAACAGCAGCAGCAACAACAAACGCAACAGCAACAUCAACAGCAGCAACAGCAACAGCAACAGCAGCAACAAUCACAUCCCAGCACCGUGUUGGCCAGCAAUGGACCCAGUAGCGCCGGUGCCAGCAUGGGCGUCGGUGUGGGCGGUGUGGGCAUUGGCGGUGUCGGAGGGGUGGGAGUAGGCGUGGCGGGGCAAUGCAGUCCGCUGGGCCUGCCACCGCAGAGCCAACCGCUCCAGCCGACAAUCGGAUCGCUGGCCUCGCUGAGCGGCCACUACUCCAAUGGCGGUGGAUCGAAUGCGAAUCCCAGCAGCUGCAGCCUGGCAGCAUCCUCCAGUUUUGCUCAGUCCUCCGGCAGCAGCUUCUCCACAUAUCAGCAGGCCGGCAGCGGGGGCGGAGGCGGCACUGUGACCGGCGAGGAUGUGAGCACCACCGUGAUGUCGCACUGGACGUCCCACGACGGCAGCAAUUCGGGGGCGGCCGUCAAGUCGGAGUCCCGCAGUCCCGGCCAAGUCCAUCCUGCCUUGGAUAAUGGCAGUGUGUCGGCAGGAACAGUGGCCGGAUCGAACCUGUAUGGAUGCAGCGCCGCCACCAGCAAUCCCCUGGACACGGGAGCCGCCACGGCGGCGGUCAACUCCUCGGCGGUGGCAGCCGCAGCAGCGGCGGUGUACGAUAGCAAACACGACUACUACUACUACAACAGCAUGCAGCAGUACACGCCCCCGCCGCCAUUCUAUUCCAGCUACGGAACUCCGUAUACGACGGCCCGGCAGGCCAAAAUGGAGCCCGGAGCAGCGGCUGCGGCGGCGGCCUAUCUGACGCCCAGCUACGCCGGAGGAGGCAACAACAACUCGCAGCUCUACAGCAGUCCCUAUGCCGGGUACAACAAUUUCGGGCAGCAGGACUACGGCGGCUACUACAACGAGCAGUACGGCAACUACUACAGUCCGGCCAACUAUUCGCCGUAUGCGGUCAGCUCGCCCAGCUCCAGCGCCAGCCACGGGCAUGGUUUUCAUGUGGCGGCCUCGUCGAAUCUCUCCGAGAGCCCCACGGAUACACACUCCACCACGCCGGUGCACCAGACCACCCACUCGCCGCACUCCCCGCUCCCGAUCUCGCCGAGCGCCACUUCCGGCAUCGGAUCUCUAGGCAAUGCCGCUGCCUCCGCCGCCGCCGCAGCCACGGCCCUGAAUUCCAGCGGUGGCAGCAGUGUGGGCACCCCCGGAUCAGGUACAGGGGUGGCCAACAGCAAGACCACGCCCACGGGCAAGUCGGGGAGAGCGCGCGGAAGGCGCCACCAGCAGCCGAGUCCCACGAGGAGCACCGCGUCGGAUACCGGAAAUAGCGAGGCGGUGAAGCCGCCGGAACGCGUGUUCGUCUGGGAUCUGGACGAGACGCUCAUCAUCUUCCACACCCUGCUCUCGGGCAGCUAUGCCAAUCGAUACACCAAAGACCACAGCUCCCUGAUGACCAUCGCCUUCCGCAUGGAGGAGAUGGUCUUCAACAUGGCCGACACGCACUUCUUCUUCAACGAGAUCGAGGAGUGCGACCAGGUGCACAUCGACGAUGUCAGUUCCGACGACAACGGCCAGGACCUGAGCGCCUACAACUUUGCCACCGACGGCUUCCACACGGGCACCCCGCCCGGCGCCCCGCCCAAUCUCUGCCUGCCCACGGGCGUGAGGGGCGGAGUCGACUGGAUGCGCAAGCUGGCCUUCCGCUACCGCAAGAUCAAGGACAUCUACAACAGCUAUCGCGGAAAUGUUGGCACUUUGCUGGGACCCGGAAAACGCGAGGCCUGGCUGCAGAUCCGCUCGGAGAUCGAGGUGGCCACCGACAACUGGGCCACCCUGGCGCUGAAGUGCCUGAGCAUGAUCGCGCAGCGAGAGAACUGCGUCAAUGUCCUGGUCACCUCCACGCAACUGGCACCGGCGCUGGCCAAGGUCCUGCUCUUCGGACUCGGGGGAAUCUUCAACAUCGAGAACAUCUACAGUGCGCACAAAAUCGGUCAGGAAACCUGCUAUGAACGAAUCGUGACUCGGUUCGGACGCAAGAGCACCUAUGUGGUGAUCGGGGAUGGGGCCGAGGAGGAGGCGGCCGCCAAGGCCAUGAACUUCCCCUUCUGGCGGAUCUCCGCCCACAGCGACAUACGCGCCCUCUACACUGCCCUCGACAUGGGCUUCUUAUGAAAGGCCAACUCGAGAUCUGGAAUUCGAAAUGGAAUAUAUAUAUUGUUAGCCACUUUAUUGCUGGCUCGAAGAAGUUUUGAGUACAAACAGCAGAAUGUUUUAAUUAAUUUAUUUAAUUGUAUGUAUGUGCGUGUGCGUGAGGCAAACUAAAAAAAAAAAAAACAGCAACAAAAACUAAAAACAAAAUGAAAAAAAAAAACUGUAAACCAGCGCAAAAUAAUUUAAUUAUUUUGUUUAUACAAUUUAUACUUUAACGCCAAGACUUUUUGUAUUAUAUAGUUUUUAAACAGAAAA